Molecule: messenger RNA, 1742 nt
Organism: Gambusia affinis (western mosquitofish)
Lineage: Eukaryota; Metazoa; Chordata; Actinopteri; Cyprinodontiformes; Poeciliidae
Exons: 2
Coding region: 478-1695 (405 amino acids)
Source: RefSeq, a predicted model, not a curated record
AACAGGGAGGAGAUUGAACUGUAAGACUAUAUAUGACAAUAAUAAACCAUAUAUAUAUAUGCAGAGAGAGAGGCCAGAUGAGAAGCUUGCAGUACUGUUUAUCAAAGAAAGUUUAUUAAUACAUUUUUAUUAAAUUAAAAAAACACGCCGACUCCUAACAACUUUGUAAAACAACUUCAGUUGCUCAGUUCAAUACUCCCGUCCCUCACUUCUCAUCAUGGCUCCUCGAACCAUUAAGUGACGCCGUUGCAGAGGGGCAAUAGUUUGGCUCAAGCAGACAUGAUCUGACCGUUUCCAUAGCAACAAGAAGAAACAAGACAUUCCCCCAGUGACCUCAUUGUAGUUAUGACCUCAUCUAUGACAUGCGGUUCUAGAUCAAAGAACAUCUGAGGUUAUGAAUGCUUGUGUUCCAAGACCUCAGUUCAUAUCCAAGCAGCUCUUCGAACCUCAACAUUGUUUUUCGCAAGGAUUUUCAGGAUGGCAGAGAUUUUGGUCAACGUGUGUUUCCCCCUUGGUUUUGGCCUUGGAUAUUUAGUAACCACCAGUAUGAAGAAAGUUUUUGACAAACUACUUCCUGGAAGCGGUUUAGAACAACGUAGUGCUCAAGAUGAGAGCACUUCCUCCGAAUACGAUGCAUUUGAUGCAUUUCUCUACAAUCCUUCUCCAACUGAGAAGCAAACCUCCCCGGCUGGGGAGGUAGAGAAAAGUAGCACUGAAGACGAAAGCAAUUUUCCUCAAUACGAUGCUUUUGAUGCAUUUCUCUUCCUUCCAUCUCCAACAGAGAAGCAAACCUCCCCGGCUGGGGAGGUAGAGAAAAGUUGCUCUCAGGAUGAGGGCACUUUUUCUGGAUAUGAUGCAUCUGUCUUCAAGCCUUAUCCAACAGAGAAGCAAACCUCCCCGGCUGGGGAGGUAGAGAAAAGUUGCUCUCAGGAUGAGAGCACUUUUUCUGGAUAUGAUGCAUCUGUCUUCGCCCCUUGUCCAACAGAGAAGCAAACCUCCCCGGCUGGGGAGGUAGAGAAAAGUUGCUCUCAGGAUGAGGGCACUUUUUCUGGAUAUGAUGCAUCUGUCUUCAAGCCUUAUCCAACAGAGAAGCAAACCUCCCCGGCUGGGGAGGUAGAGAAAAGUUGCUCUCAGGAUGAGAGCACUUUUUCUGGAUAUGAUGCAUCUGUCUUCGCCCCUUAUCCAACAGAGAAGCAAACCUCCCCGGCUGGGGAGGUAGAGAAAAGUUGCUCUCAGGAUGAGGGCACUUUUCCUGAAUAUGAUGCAUCUGUCUUCAAGCCUUAUCCAACAGAGAAGCAAACCUCCCCGGCUGGGGAUGUUUGCUUUGUAGAUAAGCAGCUUCUCUCAGAAACAACAGAUGUUUUAAAUAACCAAGUCAGCAAAAGCAAAGAAGGCAGCAUUGACAAUAUUUGUAAGUUUUCCAACCUUUGCAAAAAUGGUUGGAUUAACGCCAGUUUUCAAGGCAUAUUGAAUUUGAAUUUAACCAGAAAGGUCCUUUUUCAAAAUCCCAAGAAGUUUUCUAAGGCAUCAUCAGCCACACCAUUAUGUGCCAGUCUCAUCUCGACAGCCGUUCACAAUCCGGGAAAAUAUUUUACCCCACUGGAAAUGGCCCGAGUUCAGAUGGAGCUGAGAGAAAAUGAACUGUGGUCUGACUUGGAAACGCUCCACAGCAGAAGGUGGGCCCAGCAGCAGUGAUCACGCUGCAGCGGGUGAUGAACGAGCGCGCGGCGACCGCAGGCGGG